AUGAAAUUCGGCCAUGAUUUCAAGCAGUCCUUGGCAAGUCAAGGCUUCCCGCCUCACUGGGUCGCUCAAGCGAUCCCGUAUGGCCAGCUCAAGAAAUGCCUCAAAAAAGUUCAACGAGAACUUCAAGAGCUGGGCCUUGAUGCUGAGACGUUGAAAGCGCUUCUUGACUCUAAUACGGACUCUCCAGUUGCUUUGAAUUAUAGUCUUAACGCCUCCUCGAAUUCUACGCUCGUCCGGCCAAAGCUGACUGUAUUCAUUCAUUUGCACGAUGGCAAUAUCGUUGACGCCUCUUUGACGCCGACCACUCGUCAAUUUUUUGAGAAAAUCUCCUCGGGUUCAGCAGUUAGCCACUCUGAUGAUGAAAAGGAAUCUGCGUUGGCAAAUAUCUCACGCUUCAAGACGACAGACAAGGCGACAGACAAGGCGACAGACAAUACCCCAAAAGACAAUACCACGGACAACGCAACGAACAACACAGCGGAUAAAGGAGCGGACAACGCGACGGACACGACAACAACCGCAGCACCACAAACAGAGGCAAGCCACCAUGAUGAGGAACGUCUUGAAAGAAUAGAAGUGCCUCUUGUAUUCGACAGCGUCUUCUUUGACAUGCUUCUAAGCGAUGUCAGCAAUCUGGACGCCUUACAAACCACUGAGCAGAAUCACUUACAAGAAGAAGUCAAAGAGCUUGGGAAGCAAGUAUCGCAAGUAUCACGGCCGACCCGCUUCUCUAAGAGUGAUAUCGACCGCUGGAGGCGUAUAUUCGAACUAUAUCUGGAUGCAGAGAUCUUUUUUGCAACACACGAGCGUGAACAUGGGGCUCGUUCCAGCCAGAAAGCUCUCAAGCAGUUGCAGUGGUUCCAGGGAGAGGUCAAGAAACAAGAGCUUGUUAGCUCAUUUAAACUCCCAGAAAGUCGAACCGCCUUCUCGAAAUUCCUCGAAUUAAAUCUGGAUCUCUUAAAACACUUACAGUUCCAAGAAUUAAACGUAUUAGCAAUCUCCAAAAUCUUGAAGAAAUUUGAUAAGCGGACGGCGCUGGGCGUCUCUCGUGCUUUGCCAGCAGCAAUUAACUCCCGAAGAAUAUUGUCCGACCAUAUUUCCAAAGCAGUGUGCGCUCGUAUUUCCGAUGAGCUAGUGUCCAUUAUACCCCAAAUUAAUGAUUAUCUUUGCCCGAUAUGCUAUUCCCUGGCGUAUCAACCAGUUCGCUUAGACUGUCAACACGUUUUCUGCAUUCGCUGUAUUAUCAAGAUCCAGCGACGCAAAGAGGAGAGCUGUCCCUUGUGUCGAGCUCCCGUUGUCAUGAAUGCUUCCAUUGACAACCUUGAUGCGGAAUUAGAAAAAUUUAUGAAAAAAUAUUUUAUGAAGGAGGUAAAGGAGAAACAACGCGCUAAUGAAAUAGAACGGGGGAUAGAAGAGUUUGGACCAGGCUAUACACGGUCUGAAUGCAGCGUUAUGUAA
Molecule: messenger RNA, 1458 nt
Organism: Trichoderma gamsii
Lineage: Eukaryota; Fungi; Ascomycota; Sordariomycetes; Hypocreales; Hypocreaceae
Exons: 5
Coding region: 1-1458 (485 amino acids)
Molecular function (GO): metal ion binding
Source: RefSeq, a predicted model, not a curated record